UGGGUCUUAAAGCUGUUUGUCGAAUUGCUCGUUUCCCUUUUGUUCGUCUCUCUUGGCCACACACUUAAAGUUGCAGGAAAGUAACUGAUCAAAUGGCUUUUUAUCAACAACAGCCGUUUUACAACCCGAGAAUCCCAUUCAGUGGCCAAAUCCAGGGAGGCCUGCAGGACGGGAAGAGCAUUAUCAUAAGUGGAAGAGUUUUGACAGGGGCUAACAGAUUUCAUGUGAACCUGCAGUGUGGAUCUCAUUCCGGGGCUGAUAUUGCUCUGCACUUUAACCCACGCUAUGAGAGCCCUGGGUAUGUCGUGCACAACACCUCCCAGAGCAGGUGCUGGGGCUCAGAGGAACGCAAAUAUGAAGCUCCCUUCCCCCAAGGCCAAACAUUCACCCUCCAGAUCCUUGUCGAGCAGGACAAAUACAAGAUAUCUACUAAUGGGAGACACUUCAUGGACUAUAGACACCGUAUUCCAUUCACUCAGGUGGACACCAUCUCAGUGGAGGGAAUGGUGGAGUUGAACUCUAUUGCUUUCCAGAAUCCUGCGCCCUAUUUACCUCCACAACCGGCCUUUCCAGGUUAUAUAGCACCUCAAGCAAGAUAUCAGCCUCAGUAUGCUGUACCUCCAGGAUGUGGGUUCCCAGCAUACCCUUCUGCACCCAACUAUACUAUCCCGUACAAAACUGUCAUUAAUGGUGGACUUCACCCUGGCAAAAACAUUGUCAUCCAAGGAGUUAUCAACCCCAGUGCUAGCAGAAUAACAUUUAACCUGCGCUACAGAAGUGGUAUUGCAUUUCACUAUAAUCCUCGUUUUGAUGAGAAACUGGUUGUGCGCAACACCAAUCAGAUGGAGCAGUGGGGUACGGAGGAACGGUCCGGUGGCUUGCCCUUUCAAAGAGGACAACCUUUUCAGGUCACCAUCUCCUGCAAUCCCCAUCAUUACAAUGUGUUUGUCAAUGGCCAACAAGCACACACUUACAAACAUCGCUACACAAAGCUGAACGACAUUGAUAUUUUGGAGAUUUGUGGAGAUCUGCAGCUGACUUUAGUGCAGGCUUAACAGGGAUUUGUGAUGUGUAAUUUGUAAGGGAAAGCAUGGCAAAUUGUUAAAAAGUAGAAUUGCUUUCAAAUACAGCAAAAUGGCUGACUGUAAACGAACAGCACUGUGAUUUUGCUAUUUCGAAUUAACAUAAAACCCUUUAUACUGUGUUUAACUUUCUGUACAAUUCUUUAUUAUGCAAUAUGCAUAUUAUGCAUAUGGUAUUACAGUAUAUAGUUGCCUAUCUCUAUAUAACCGUCUUGAAAUUCUCAUCAGCCUUGCUGCAUGUUUAAACUAAUAAACUACUAACACAAAUAAACAGCAUGUUAUAUCAAAAUA
Sinocyclocheilus rhinocerous is the source of this 1373-nucleotide messenger RNA. RefSeq names its product galectin-9-like. Gene Ontology annotation, molecular function: carbohydrate binding; galactoside binding. Lineage: Eukaryota; Metazoa; Chordata; Actinopteri; Cypriniformes; Cyprinidae. The record is from RefSeq and is a predicted model, not a curated record. Gene Ontology annotation, biological process: positive regulation of gene expression; negative regulation of type II interferon production; negative regulation of CD4-positive, alpha-beta T cell proliferation. Gene Ontology annotation, cellular component: nucleus; cytosol. The transcript has 11 exons. Bases 93 to 1055 code for a protein of 320 amino acids.